Molecule: messenger RNA, 3324 nt
Organism: Magnusiomyces paraingens
Lineage: Eukaryota; Fungi; Ascomycota; Dipodascomycetes; Dipodascales; Dipodascaceae
Exons: 2
Coding region: 1-3324 (1107 amino acids)
Biological process (GO): cell-cell adhesion
Cellular component (GO): focal adhesion; stress fiber
Molecular function (GO): filamin binding
Source: RefSeq, a predicted model, not a curated record
AUGCAGAAUCUCGACGCUUCAGUGGCCUCUUCGGCCACAGCGGCUUCGACUUUCAGACGUCCUGCAAGACCGCUUGGUGCUCGGGAACCACCCCGUUCAUUCACAGCAACCUCGGCAUCCCGACUCAACUCGUUGGCUCCAUCUGGUCCGCAUUCCAGAAUAAAACAACAACAACAACCCCUCAGUUCACUCGGUGAGAAUGACACAGAGCAUAUUCAAGACCCGAAAUCUGUCUGUGACAGCUACUCGUCUGCUCCAAGACCUGCGCUGCGCCAACUGGAUCAGCAGCAACCACCAUUGCAUAACAAAACACACGAGCGUCUGCCUCCAACGCCACUGCAACAACUGAGACAACCUCAACAACAACAACAACAACAACAACAACAACAACAACAACAACAACAACAACAACAGCAGCAGCAGCAGCAGCAGCCACUCAAACAUAGGUUUUCAGUUGGACCAAAGGCUGUUGCUCCACCACUAUCCACAGGACCUAGAAUGCCUUCAAUUUCUAGUUUAUCAAACUCACAGCAUCAUCACAUUGUAGGUGCACGGCGACUGCCAGAUGUAUCUCGCAUGCGCUCCAAAGCAUCUUCCAUUCAUUCAUCAGGACUCUCUUCGAAAGCCUCAUUUCAGACUGUAUCCAGUGAAAGAUCAGUAAUGGCUCAAAGUAUUGUUACUACCGAACCUCUUUCAGUAGAACAAAUAAAACGGUUGUCUUCACUUUCAGAUGAUAGCGUUGUUAUUGACCUCACCGAGGAUGAUGAUGAUGGUUGUGGUAAUGAUGACGAUCUUAGGAGUAGUAGCAACAGCAGCAGUAAACAAAGCGCAUCUGUAGAGGACCAUAACAACGUUAAUGACGACUAUGAUGAUGACGAUGAUGACGAUAUUUUGGAAUUGGCUACAAGUACUAGCAGUGGCUCGAGUGUCCCUCCUGUUGGAGAAACAGCCAGUCCGUCUCCAUUUGUUAUAUCCCAUCGUCCUUCACGCAACUUCACCGGGUCUUCAACCCAUUCCUAUGCGACAUCGUCUUCUUCUCGGUCCGUUAGCACGUCUACAACCAUGUCCUCGGCGCGCACUGUGUCCACUUCUCUCACAAACACCAGUGCUGUUCCGAGCCCCGUACUUGAAUCUUCGGCCACUUUUGCAUCGGAAGCCGAACUUGAUGCUAUAACGGGACAUGGCUCUGUGCCAGCAUCGUCUUCAAUGUCUGUAGCUGCAACUGCAUCCUCUUUGGCACCUGUCUCUGCAGCAAACACCAUGUUCAAGGUCGACUCGGACAUUAAGCAGAUGCAUGCUGAGUUUUUGCGCUCGCUUAACAAGGCCACAGAGCCCCUGCAUAUUGCCAGAAACAAGUCUGUGUCUCCCAGAGCCCCCCUGACUCCUGUUUCUGAAAAAAGUGGGUCGUCUUCGCCGGCUUUAAACCUGAAUCGGAAGAUAUCCACUCCUGACUAUAAACCUUCCAAGAGUUCUAGUCCCAUUGCUUCAUCCACUGUGUCUAUUACAAAAAACAACACAUCUGAUGAUGAUAAUAUUCUUGCAUUUCCUUCUUCUUCUUCUUCUUUUUCUACUACUAUUAACGAUACUACAUCGUUCCAGCACAUUCGCAGCGACAAGAUUCCAGGUGCGCUGGUGCCGUCGUCUCAGACAAACCCUGUCUCCGGUCCUCCACCUAGUGCAGGUGACUCUGACGCCGAAUUUCAGGACCUGUUUAAACUCUCGUACUACGAAAGUGAUUUCGAAUCGUUCUUAAAGCCAGAUGCUGUCCCUCCCACACACGCUGCAUCCAAAGCCUCACGCACCCGAUCUGGUAAACAGCAGCAGACUGCCCACCGUGUUCCGUCAUUGCUUUCUUUGGACUCGUCCUCGUCCUCACCAUCCACUUCGGUUUUGCCGGGCUUGCCUUUGUCCUCAUUGACGCCCAAGGCCUUGCCAAUCCGUAUGGCCAGUCUCCCCAGAACUCCCCAGCAGGUACCAGCCGCACCUCCUCGUCGCAUGUCUCAGCAUAGGUCCUCAGUAUCUACUCCUGCUACUCCUGCUACUCCCGCUGCUCUAUCUCAAAAUGACGGUCCCUCUGUCCCAACCGUGACGACUUCUGUAUCUUUGCUUCAAAUAGUGGAAGAGGAAGAACCCGAGCAACAUUCCAAGGUGGCACCAACCCCUGAACCUCUUCAGAAAAGCCCCUUGGCUUCUUCUGUUGCUGCUUCUCUUCAUUCCAAUCAUGCAGGCCCCAAUGGCGACCAUCGCCGUAGUUCUGGCCUACCUCAGCCGCACAAUAAGUUUAGUACCAUGUUUCUGGAAGGAACCACCUCCACCGCCGCCGCCGAUGUCACCACAAGCUCUACAAACCUUACUGGCAACGACACCUGCAUACAAACAAGUCCAACUAGAAGUCCGACCAGAAGUCCGACCAGAAGUCCGACCAGAAUUUUAACCAGAAGCUCCACAAGAAGUUCCGUACCAGGACCUUCUCCAGUUCGGUCUCCUUCUCAGGUUUCAGUGUCUCCCCGUCGACCUCUUCCUGUCGUAUCGCCUUCUGCAAGUGCUGUUGCUCGUGCCGCCUCUACUUUGGCUCGACCUUUACCUUCCCAUAAACCUUCAGUUCGCAGACCGCAACCUCCCACACCCGGGUCUCUGCACCGAUCGUCUACCUCGUCCUCUAUCUCGUCAACUACUUGUUGUGUAUGCUUACACACAGUAUCUCCAGACGAACGCGUUGUUCGUGCAAAUAAUCGCACCGUGCACGUAUCAUGUUUUACUUGUGCCCACUGUGGCAUGGCUCUCGAGCUGUCACAGUUUUACGAGCACCCCCCUGGACGGUUUUUGUGCCAUUUGGACUUUCAUGAACUUUUCUCACGCCGCUGCGGAUACUGCGCAUCUCCUAUCGAAGGUGCUGCCAUCACCGCGCUCGGAAAACACUGGCAUCCGGAUCACUUUUUCUGUGGUGCAUGCAACAAGCCCUUUGGCCCACAUGCUGAUUACAUUGUGGUAGAUCCUUUAGAAGUUACCAAACAUAAGAGCACAAAGACUACAGCGUUGCCAACAAAAUCCAAGUUAGCUCCUGGGCUCGGGAUGGAGAAACAGCAGGUGCCGUGGUGUCGCGAAUGCUAUACCAAAAAAACAGCAAUCCACUGCUGGAAGUGCGGGAACUCAACCGGCGACAAAUGUAUUGAAGCAUUGGGGAGAUCAUGGUGUACUCGCUGCUUUGCUUGUGAGCAAUGUGACAGCCCGUUUGACUCCAGCGAAUUUAUUUUGCGUCCUGAUGGACUUCUUGCGUGUUACGAGUGCGAGGCUCGCCGAAUUCGAGAGGAAGUAUGGAAAUGA